CCUCAGCUGAUUGCUUGUGUGAAUAAACCUGGACUACCUGUAAUGAACUAAUGUGUAUUCAUCUUCAACAACUACCUGGAGUGUGGUACAUAGAAGAAACUGUUAUGGUUAAUGGAUCUGAUAUCUCAUGGGGACAAGACCGCAUUGACCAGAGAUUGUUACCACUUGACAACACUUACACACCAGCAGGUGAUGGACAAGGUAUUAAUGUUUACGUAUUGGACACAGGAAUAAAGUUGAGUAAUAAGUAUUUUGGUAACAGAGUUAAUUUGAUGUACGACUAUGAUUCUGUUAAACCACGUAAAAAGAUGUGUCACGAACACGGCACGCACGUAGCUGGUGUGGUCGGCAGUAACAUAUAUGGUGUAGCGAAAGGAGUUACAUUGAACUCAGUACGAAUCCUUAACUGUAACAAUGCAGGCACUUCAUCCAACAUAAUUGCUGGUAGGUAUUGA
Molecule: messenger RNA, 455 nt
Organism: Saccoglossus kowalevskii
Lineage: Eukaryota; Metazoa; Hemichordata; Enteropneusta; Harrimaniidae
Biological process (GO): proteolysis
Molecular function (GO): serine-type endopeptidase activity
Source: RefSeq, a predicted model, not a curated record